CGGGCGGGGCGCCGAGAAAGCCGAGCGGUGUCCCGCUCCUCCCAGGGAGACCCUAAGGGGGACGUCGGUGGAGCGGCGGAGAGCCGGUCAGGGACAGAGAAGGUCCCGGAGGCGACAGCGAUGCUGUGGGGGUCCGUGCUACGGGUGCUGGUGCUGCAGGCGGCCUGGGCGCUGGCGGGCGGGCAGGUGCGGUACUCGGUGCCGGAGGAAGCCGAGGCCGGCACGGUGGUGGGCCGUCUGGCGCAGGACCUGGGCCUGGAGGCGGGCGAGGCGGAGGCGCGGCGGCUGCGGCUGGUGGCGCAGGGCCGGCGGGCGAGCGUGGAGCUGAGCGGGGCGAGCGGCGCGCUGCUGCUGAGCUCGCGGCUCGACCGGGAGCAGCUGUGCGCCAAGAGCGCGCCGUGCGCGCUGCGCCUGGAGGUGCUGCUGGAGCGGCCGCUGCGCGUCUUCCAUGUGGAGCUGGAGGUCACCGACAUCAACGACAAUGCCCCCGUCUUCCGUGUGGCCGAAGAAGCCCUUAACAUCGCCGAAUCGUCUGUGCCGGGGUCUCGAUUCCCUCUGGAGGGCGCGUCGGAUGCGGAUAUCGGAGCGAACGCGCAGCUCUCCUACACGCUCAGCCCCAGCGAAUACUUCAGUCUCGAUUAUCAGGGGAAUAAUGACGGGAGUGCUUCUUUGGGUCUUAUUUUAACUAAAGCUUUGGACCGCGAGACGAUUCCCGUGCACCGGUUGGUGCUGACGGCGAGUGACGGGGGCCGGCCGUCUCUGACUGGGACAAUGGAACUCGUGAUCUCCGUGCUAGAUGCGAACGACAACGCGCCUCAGUUCAACCAGUCCGUGUAUAAGGUUAAAGCCUUAGAAGGUUCAGAGCUCGGGACUCUUUUAGUCACCCUUAGUGCCACAGAUCCUGACGAAGGGAUGAAUAGUGACAUUAUAUAUUUAUUUAAUAGACGAGUUAGUACACAAGUUAAAGAAAUGUUUACUAUCGACGAAAACAAGGGAGAAAUCAGACUUCAAGGCAAAUUAGACUAUGAAGAAGUGGAUAGUUACGAGAUCCCUGUAGAAGCAAGGGACAAAGGUUCCCCGCCGCUGUCGGGUCACUGCAAGGUACUGCUGGAGGUGGUGGACGUGAACGACAACGCGCCGGAGGUGUGGGUGACGUCGCUGUCGGUGCCGGUGUCGGAGGACGCGUCGGUGGGGACGGUGGUGGCCGUGCUGAGCGUGUCGGACCGGGACUCGGGGGCGAACGGUCGCGUGCGGUGCUGGGUGUGGCCGGCGUCGCCGUUCGGUCUGGAGGCGACGUUCGCGGGCUCGUACUCGCUGGUGCUGCGCGAGGCGCUGGACCGGGAGCGGGUGUCGGAGUACGAGCUGGAGGUGCGUGCGGAGGACGGCGGGGCGCCGGCGCUGCGCGCCAGCCGCGGGCUGCGGGUGCCGGUGUCGGACGUGAACGACAACGCGCCGGCGUUCGCGCAGGCCGUGUACACGGUGCUGGCGCGGGAGAACAACGCGGCGGGCGCGGAGCUGGCGCGGCUGUGGGCGCGGGACCCGGACGAGGCGGGCAACGGGCGCGUCAGCUACUCGGUGUGGGAGGGCGGCGCGGCCGGCGGCGGGGCCGCGCUGCCGCCGUCGUCGUCGUCGUGGUCGGGGCCCGGCUGGCGCCCGGCGUCGAGCUACGUGUCGGUGGACGCGGAGAGCGGGCUGCUGUGGGCGCUGCAGCCCUUGGACUACGAGGAGCUGCAGGUGCUGCAGUUCGAGGUGCGCGCGGUGGACGCGGGCGAGCCGCCGCUGUGCGGCAACGCCACGGUGCAGCUCUUCGUGCUGGACGAGAACGACAACGCGCCGGCGCUGCUGCCGCCUGCGGGCUCGGCGCCGGAGGCGGGCCCCGUGCCGGCCGAGGCGGCGGCGGCGGCGGGCUCGGGCACGCUGUGGGCGUGGGCGGCGUGGGGGGCGCCGGCGGGGCAGGUGGUGGCCAAGAUCCGCGCCGUGGACGCCGACUCGGGCUACAACGCGUGGCUGCGCUACGAGCUGUGGGAGCCGAGGGCCAAGGGCCCCUUCCGCGUCGGCCUCUACAGCGGCGAGGUGAGCACGGCGAGGGCGCUGGACGAGGCGGACGGCCCUCGCCACACGCUGCUCAUCGUCGUGCGCGACCACGGCCAGCCGGCGCGCUCGGCCACGGCCACGCUCAGCGUGUCGCUGCUCGAGGCGGCCGAGGCGGCGCUGGCCGCGGCCGCGGGAUCCUCCUCGUCGGCGGCUGCGGCCUCGUCGUCGUCGCGGGCGGCGGUGGGCGCGGAGCUGGCGCCCGGUGCGGCCAGCGCGGCCACCAACGUGUGGCUGGUGGUGGCCAUCUGCGCCGUGUCCAGCCUCUUCCUGCUGGCCCUGGUGCUCUACGCGGCGUCGCGCUGGGCGCCGCGGGCGGCCGUGCUCUCGGCGCCCGGGCCCACCACGCUGGUGUGCGCCAGCGAAGUGGGCAGCUGGUCCUACUCGCAGCGCCACAGCCGCAGCCUGUGCGUGGCGGACGGCGCGGCCAAGAGCGACCUCAUGGUUUUCAGCCCCAACUUCCCUCCGCCGCCGCCUGGUCCUGCUGCAGAAAAUGGUUCUGCUGGGCCGUCUCUUCCACCUCUUGCUUCAAGCGUGCCAAAACACCCGAAUCCGGACUGGCGCUACUCUGCAUCCCUGAGGGCAGGAAUGCAAAGUGCUGUGCAUGUGGAGGAGGCAGGAGUCCUGCGUGGAGCACCAGCAGGGCCUGAUCAGCAGUGGCCAACAGUCUCCAGUGCUACAGCAGAACCUGAGGCGGGAGAGGUGUCCCCCCCAGUGGGAGCUGGUGUGAACAGCAACAGCUGGACCUUUAAAUUUGGACCGGGCAAUUCCAAACAAGGCGGUCCUGGUGAGUUGCCAGACAAAUUCAUUAUCCCAGGAUCUCCCGCAAUCAUCUCCAUCCGGCAGGAGCCACCAAACAGCCAAAUUGACAAAAGUGACUUCAUAACCUUUGGCAAGAAAGAAGAGACCAAGAAAAAGAAGAAAAAGAAGAAGGGAAACAAGACUCAGGAGAAAAAAGAAAAGGGCAACAGCACCACUGAGAACAGUGACCAGUGAGGGAGUUAUACUGAAAAAAACCCUCUUAGCCAGUUUUUGUAAUAAUGGCAGAUUUCUCCUAUGUAGCAAAUCCCAACUUCUUCCUACUGUUAACAAAUUUCCUGUGUGUACAAACUUGAGAAAAUCAGCAGGAAAUUCAGUGUCUGUCUAAAUUGCUUAACAGGUUUUGUCUUAAAAGCUUUAUUAAGUCUGGUGUUAACUCUUUUUCUCCGCUCUGGCUUGUUUUCAGAAUCUAAAAAGCAGACACAAGUUUCCUUUCUCCUACGCCGAAAAGGAGAAUCUUCACAGUACAGCCAGUGAGAGGUUGGACUCUGCACUGUGGUUCCUGUGCUCCUGUCUUGAUGACACUUACAGGACAGGUUUAAAAGUUUUAAUGUUGUGCACCCUCUAUCUGAUUGGAAAUCUUUGUGUGCAGAUGUCAGCUAGGUGAUAUGAGAUCAGAUUAUAAAAUGCAAGAAGAGCUGGUAAAUAUGCAACAGAGGAAACACCUAAUGAACAAAAAUGUUCAAAGAUGUUCAGGCUGGGGAGAAAAUGUCUGAAAGGACAUGAGCAGACCUGUCAAAUCCUGAGAAGUCACUGUGUGGAAAUACUGACUCCUAUACAUGACGUAUUGUACACACUGCUUCGAAUGAAACCUCACAUUUACAGCUCUUUAAGACACCAUAAAUUCUAUCUCUUUACCAAGCAAGCCAUUGGAAAAAUUGUCCCUUGAAGCCCUGCAUUGCCCUGGUAAGGCCAGCCCUCAGAGAGUAAGAAGGGCUGAGCUGACAUCCCAGGAAUGUAACUGUGAUGCUGUGUGUCCCUAUUUCCACAUUAUUUUGCACAUUAUGUCUCUGAGAAGGUCAGAGUUUUUCCACGACACUUAUGCAAAAGAGAGAAAAAAAGUAACAUUAACUAUGCUAUUUGUUAUUUGAGAUAUUUAUUUAUAAAGAAAUAUAGCUGUAAAUGUUAAAGAAUUACGAUGCCCUUUAACCCAAACAGAAGUCAAUCUAGAGCCAUUAUAAAUUACAAUUGCUGCUAUUAAAGUGCUUUAGAAAAACUGCCUGAAACAUCUGUAUUAUAUCGGCCACUUGCCAAUAACAGCUUUAUUCUGUCGGGUGACUUGGGGGCUGCCUCUUGCAUGUGUUAAUAAAUACAAGAAUUUCUUCUCUUUUUUUUUUUUUUUUUUUUUUUUUUUUGCAUUAUUCUGCACUUUGAAUACACCUUUGCAAACAAACUGUCCUAAUAUGAAGAAGCGGAAGCAAACUCCUCACACAAAUGGAUUUACUGACCUGCUAGCUCUGUGCAGUACCUUGGUGUUACCUCCCACAAGACCUUUUCUGAUUUUAGUUUUACUUUUCUAUGAGAUUAUGAAUUUCUGACCCUUCUACCACUCCUUAUGUAAAAUUCAAGUACUGUAUGUAUGCUGUAUGCUCUUAUAAGAAUCCUGAAAUAUUUAUUCUGUGCUUGUGUAUGUGAAUGUCAAUGCAACUAUUAUUAGAGUGGACUUUAAGCUUUACCGUUGAAUGUAAAUUCAUUAUUUCUUUUUUGUACACUUGUGAAAAAGUGGAGUAGUGUUAAUUUUUUAAGCCACUGUUGAUUAUCAGUUUUUUUUGUGUAUGAAACACAAGUAAAAUAUCUUUCUUAAACCAA
This is a messenger RNA of Hirundo rustica (Barn swallow), 4719 nucleotides long. RefSeq names its product protocadherin alpha-C2-like. Gene Ontology annotation, cellular component: plasma membrane. Gene Ontology annotation, molecular function: calcium ion binding. Bases 121 to 3087 code for a protein of 988 amino acids. Gene Ontology annotation, biological process: homophilic cell-cell adhesion. The record is from RefSeq and is a predicted model, not a curated record. NCBI's taxonomy places the organism in Eukaryota, Metazoa, Chordata, Aves, Passeriformes, Hirundinidae. The transcript has 4 exons.